GUAUACUGUAGGUACCUAUGUAGGUACCUGUGAGCAUGGGUGAAAAUGGUGGGGGCGGGGCAUACUACCUAGGUAAGUAGGUAGGUAGCUACUACCUCUGCUAUUACCUAGGUAGGCCGGUAGAGUUCGCUAAUCCUUCAUUUCUGAUUGGCUACGUUGGCCUCGGAUUUGAUGUCAUUACUGCCGCUGUCGGAAAGCAAAACUUUGGAUACCUAGGUGAAUACCUACUUACACUGCCUUCUGCUACUUCGUCACUUCUGUCGCAUCUGCUCAGUCACUUCGUUCAUUAUCCUUCGAAUUUGUAAUGCGACCGGCGUCGAGGAUCUGCCUGUGUCUUGGUCGCGGUGUUCCUCUAUUCAGAGCUUAGUAGCACCUCCCGGUGGCUAUCGCAAUGCCUACCUCCGUUCCUCUCCAGAAUCUUGCCCGGCGCGGUCUUGUCUUUCCUGUCCGUUCACGCCUCUCUCGCCAACUUUCCUGCGCCACCUACUCUUCGCCCGCGGCACGGUCGCGAACAGCACGCCAGGCUACCACAACCGUUCCGAUACCUCGCCCUUCAGCACGUGCCUUUAGCACAACUCGCCCACGAUUCUUCGCAAGCGUCGACGAGAGCUUCGACCCUGCAUCCAUUGAGAGGGAGAGCGAUGAAGUCGAUGUCUGUAUAAUAGGAGGAGGGCCUGCUGGGCUAAGUGCCGCCAUCCGUCUAAAGCAAUUGGCGAACGAGAGUGGCAAUGAAGACUUUCGAGUCUUGCUACUUGAGAAGGCCGGCGAGAUUGGUGCCCAUAUCCUCUCCGGUGCUGUCAUACAGCCAUCCGCCGUCAACGAACUCUUCCCCGACUGGCUCGACGAGGCAAACGAAAAUCGUUUCCAGUAUGCCACACCCGCUGCCGGAGACAAGAUGAGGUUCCUGACCAAAUCAUCGGCCAUACCCAUACCGACCCCGCCGCAGAUGAACAAUCACGGCAACUAUAUUGUCAGCUUAAACGAAUUCACUAAAUGGCUUGGCGAGCGGGCUGAAGAAGUAGGUGUCGAGGUAUACCCAGGCUUCGCAGCCUCAGAAGUUCUUUAUGACGCGGGCGGAUCCGUUAAGGGUGUAGCGACAAAUGACUUAGGUAUCGCCCGAGAUGGAAAACCCAAAGAUAGCUUUGAAAGGGGUAUGGAGUUUCACGCCAGGGUUACCAUGUUUGCCGAGGGCUGCCAUGGUAGCCUGACGAAACAAGUCAUCAACAAGUUUGACUUGAGGAGAGAUAGCCAACCUCAGACCUACGGUCUCGGGGUGAAGGAGGUGUGGGAGAUUGAGCCAGAGAAGUUUCAAAAGGGCCAGAUCGUACACUCCAUGGGAUACCCACUGCCAUCUGAUACUUACGGCGGCGCUUGGAUGUACCAUUUUGGAGACAACCUUGUGAGCAUUGGCCUAGUUGUCGCCCUAGACUAUCCGAACCCCUGGUUGUCGCCCUACGGCGAAUUUCAAAAGCUAAAGCAGCACCCUCUCUACAGAUCAGUUCUUGAGGGUGGUAAAUGUCUCUCUUAUGGUGCGAGGGCUCUAAAUGAGGGCGGCUUUCAGUCAAUUCCCAAGGUCGCUUUUCCUGGUGGGGCAUUGAUUGGUGAUUCUGCUGGCUUCGUCAACGUACCUAAAGUCAAGGGCACACACAACGCCAUGAAAUCUGGUAUGCUGGCUGCCGAAGCCGCUUGGAAUGCCUUGUCGGAUGGUGAUUCGAGUGCCGUAUUUCUCUACGACUACGAGACUUCUCUGCGAAAAUCAGAGAUUUGGAAAGAAUUGAAAGCGGUUCGAAAUAUGCGACCUUCCUUCCAAACACCCCUUGGUGUUUAUGGCGGAGUCGCGUAUUCCGGGCUGGAGGCCUAUGCACUCAAAGGGCGAGUUCCUUGGACAUUGAGGCAUAAGCACCGUGAUCACGAGGCCACGAAGCACGCUGAUCAAUGCCCAAAGAUUGAAUACCCCAAACCAGACGGAAAGAUCACAUUCGACAUCUUGACUAGUGUAUCUCGGACAGGAACAAAUCAUGAAGAAGACCAGCCGGUCCAUCUCCAAGUGAAGGAUUGGGAUGCUCAUACAGCUGAGACAUGGCCCUCAUACAAGGGUGUUGAGAACCGCUUCUGCCCUGCCGGUGUCUACGAGUAUGUGGAAGAUGAAUCAAAACCCCUCGGUGUCCGAUUCCAAAUCAACGCCCAAAACUGCAUACAUUGCAAGACAUGUGAUAUCAAGGCCCCUCAUCAAGAUAUCAACUGGGCCGUUCCCCAAGGUGGGGAGGGACCGAAAUACUAUAAAACCUAAACUGCCUAGGCCUUUAGUGAUACAAUUGAGGAGGGAGCAAAAUGACGUUUAUACCCGCGAAUACGCAUUGUGAGAACGUUUAAGUUAGGUCAUGAAGAUUUAAGUGUAUAUAUUGACAUAGAUACGGUGCUGGGCU
Messenger RNA from Xylaria bambusicola, 2426 nucleotides. RefSeq lists its product as uncharacterized. The record is from RefSeq and is a predicted model, not a curated record. Gene Ontology annotation, cellular component: mitochondrial inner membrane. Gene Ontology annotation, molecular function: iron-sulfur cluster binding; electron-transferring-flavoprotein dehydrogenase activity. Gene Ontology annotation, biological process: electron transport chain. The transcript is spliced from 3 exons. NCBI's taxonomy places the organism in Eukaryota, Fungi, Ascomycota, Sordariomycetes, Xylariales, Xylariaceae. The coding region runs from base 392 to 2290 and encodes 632 amino acids.